AUGGAUGUACAUGAAAGAAUUCAUUGUCUAAAUAUCACACGUUUCAACUUAACAGGUGGACAUUUAGAAAACCAAUCAGUGGCAUGUAUUUCCUGUUUCUUCCCUCAGAACUGUCAGCCAGAUAAUCAAUGUUUACCAGGAACAACAGGGCUAACUUGUGAGUCAUGUGAUCAGACUGUAUCUGAUGCCAAAUAUUUUCUGUUUGGUAAUUCAUGUAUACCAUGUGAGAAGAUUCCAUGGACAGCUGUAACACUGGGUUUAUUUUUACUCAUUGUGCUGAUUGGUUUCUUUCUUCAAGGUUUCACUCCCCAAUAUGUCACCAAGCUAAAGAUCAUGAUUCAUUUUUUUCAACUACUAAUAUCAUCUAUCCAUGUAAAAACCAACUGGCCUCCAUCAGUUAUAAAAUUUAUAAGUAUCAUAGGAUUUGGUAAAUUUACUGCUAGUGUUGUUGAUUUAAGGUGUAUGGUAUCCACUACAAAAGAUAAGUUGUAUAUAGAAUGGUUGACAGCGUUAUGUAUACCAACAAUUAUAAUAAUAAUAGGACUGAUCAUUAACAACAGAGAGGAAAAAACUCUGUUAAAAUUAAGAAAACACCAGAAAGAUAAAGAAAAAGAAGAGAUGAUUAUAAACAGCAGGCUAAAACUUAGAAGAUUUUUAUAUUUAAUAGUUAUUAUUUAUCUUAUGCCAAUAAUAAUUUGCAUAAUUCGUUCUUUUUCUUGUACAUCUAUAUUUGAUGAGGGUAUGGUUUUUAGAUUGUCCAGUAGAGAUAUAUUUCUAUAUGAUAAUACAUUCACUUGUGAUUCCAUCAUAUUUCAGACAAUGAACCUGUUACUGUUUUUCUAUCUAAUAGCUUGUCUAGUCUUUGUUUUAUUCUGCCUUAUAAUAUUUCCAUUACGACAGAAUAAAUGGGAUUUACUGGAAAGUCAAGAAAAUGAAUAUGGAUUUGUGUACGAGUCCUACAAGAAAAGGUCAUGUGUGUGGGAUGCUUUACCAAAGUUUAGAAUACUCAUUAGUUUAGGCUUAACAGAUACCUUACUACUUCAUCCAGUAUAUCAAUCUAUUGGUGUAUGUUGUUUAACUGUAUCCUAUCUGUUGUUAUUGCUGUUAGCUAGACCAUACAGAUGUUUUUUCUGGAAGUAUACAUCUUGUAAUAAUCACCUUAUACUUGAUAUAUUAUGUAAUAUUGGAAUUGUAUUAUUACAAACUGGUGGAUUAUUGACAAGUUUAAAUCUAUAUCCAUCAUAUUUAGAUUAUAUUAUUAUCAGUGUUAUAUGUAUUGUAAUCAUUUAUUGGGUAAUCUUAAUGUUAGCCGUUCGUUUUGAAAAACAAUCUUUUCUUCUUGUUGAGAUAAGUGCCAAUCGAGUUAAUGCAAGUCAGGUUAGUGUAACUAGUGAAUCGGUGACUAAUACAAACUACCGUCAAGUUAGUAGUAGUAGCACUGAUACUUUAGAAUUGCACCAAACAACAGCUAAACGUAAAGUAUCAACACGUUUAAAGAGUAAUAAAGUAGCAAAUAUUACACGUGAAUCAGAGUCGUUUGAUUUUUAAUCACCAUUUUUUUAAAGUUAAAUUGUUUUGUACAUAGAUUUCAUUUAUUACACAAUUUGUUGUUUUGUUAUAUUGUUAUCUAAUAAAGUUACAGAAGUUUU
This is a messenger RNA of Lottia gigantea (owl limpet), 1649 nucleotides long. RefSeq lists its product as hypothetical. The record is from RefSeq and is a predicted model, not a curated record. The transcript is spliced from 13 exons. Lineage: Eukaryota; Metazoa; Mollusca; Gastropoda; Lottiidae. Bases 1 to 1548 code for a protein of 515 amino acids.